AUGAUGGAUGAAAUUCGACUUCAAGUUAAUGAACGCUCUCGAGCGAAAGAUAAAACAACUUCGAAAAGACGAAUACGUGUGAAGGACAAUCACUUAGUAGCUGAUGUUUUCUUUCAAAUAACAUAUUUCGAAUCAUUUGAUCUUGAUCUUGAAAUCGAACCACACACAAUUCGACUUUAG
This is a messenger RNA of Clunio marinus, 180 nucleotides long. Lineage: Eukaryota; Metazoa; Arthropoda; Insecta; Diptera; Chironomidae. The record is from the annotation of a GenBank genome assembly.